AUGGCGACGAACUCGAAACCUGGAUACCACCCAUCAGAACCUACUGUGGGUGAGGGCAAACGAAAAACCCCAGGCCAUAUCUUAGCGAGUAUAUCUGAUGUACUCAACAAGAAGCAUGAGGUUAUGCCUACAGCCAGUGAGAUUAUGGCAUCAUUACAGGAGAUGUUCGGGCAACUGUUAUCUUCUGUUAGACAUGAAACCAUCAAUUAUGUUUAUGUAACUCGCAUGAAAGAUGGAACCAACGUAAGAGAACACGUUCUAGACAUGAUGCUUCAUUUUAACAUUGCGGAGUCUCAUGGGGCAAUGAUAGACGAGACAAGUCAAGUGAGCGUGAUUCUGGAAUAUCUUCUUGAGAGUUAUCUGUUGUUCAGGUAA
Molecule: messenger RNA, 375 nt
Organism: Benincasa hispida (wax gourd)
Lineage: Eukaryota; Viridiplantae; Streptophyta; Magnoliopsida; Cucurbitales; Cucurbitaceae
Source: RefSeq, a predicted model, not a curated record